Messenger RNA from Humulus lupulus (European hop), 2842 nucleotides. RefSeq names its product glutamine--tRNA ligase. Gene Ontology annotation, cellular component: cytosol; cytoplasm. The record is from RefSeq and is a predicted model, not a curated record. Gene Ontology annotation, biological process: glutaminyl-tRNA aminoacylation; translation. Lineage: Eukaryota; Viridiplantae; Streptophyta; Magnoliopsida; Rosales; Cannabaceae. The transcript has 24 exons. The coding region runs from base 189 to 2582 and encodes 797 amino acids. Gene Ontology annotation, molecular function: ATP binding; glutamine-tRNA ligase activity.
UUAUUUUAUUUAUGUUUUAACCAAAUGGAAUCUAUCCUAAUAAACCCUAGAAAUUAACAAAUACAUUUCCUCAGCCCCUCAUCGCCGUCGUCGCCAUCUUCUUCUUCGAGCACCCUACUCUCCUGCACAGGUCGACCACCGCGCGCUACAGUCACCAGUUCGCCGUUUUUUCACUCACCUGCCCCGGGAUGCCGCCAACGACAAAAGAUAGCUCUUCUUUGGAGAAAGAUAAGACUUUGGACCUCUUUCUGCGUAUUCAAUUGGAUGAAAGAACUGCAAAAAACACCCUUGCUAAUGCAAAAGUCACUUCCAGUCUCAUCACCGUUAUUCACGAGGCUGAUGUAACUGGGGGAUGUGAUCGGACUAUUGGCAAUCUUUUGUACACGGUUUCCACCAAGUACCCAGCCAAUGCCCUUGUUCAUCGCCCGGCAUUUUUAAAAUAUGUUGUUUCAUCAAAGAUUAAAACUCCAGCUCAAUUAGAAGCUGCAUUUUCAUUUCUCACGAAUGUUGGCUCUGAAAGCUUUAAGUUGGAAGAUUUUGAAGAGGCAUGUGGCGUAGGUGUUGAGGUUUCAGCUGAAGAGAUUGAAAGAACAGUAAAUGAGGUGUUUGAAGAGAGUAAGGGUGCCAUUUUGGAGCAACGGUAUCGAACAAACGUGGGUGAUUUGUUUGCACAUGUUCGGAAGAGGCAGCCAUGGGCUGAUCCAAAAAUUGUGAAGAAACUCAUUGAUGCAAAACUAUUUGAAUUACUUGGUGAAAGGACUGCAGCAGAUGAUGAAAAGGUUCCUAAAAAGAAGAAAGAAAAAAAUCCUAAAGCAGAGGAGAAAAACAUUCCUGUUUCUACUCCAGAACAACCAUCCGAAGAAGAUAUUAAUCCAUUUUUGAUCUUUCCUCAACCAGAGGAAAACUUUAAGGUACACACUGAAGUUUUCUUUAGUGAUGGCUCCAUUCUUAGAUGUUGCAAUAUCAAGGAGCUGCUUCAAAAACACUUGAAAGUGACAGGAGGGAAAGUUUUAACUCGCUUUCCUCCUGAACCAAAUGGCUAUUUGCAUAUAGGUCAUGCCAAGGCAAUGUUUAUAGACUUUGGACUGGCUAAAGAAAGAGGUGGAGGAUGCUAUCUAAGGUAUGAUGAUACAAACCCUGAAGCUGAGAAGAAAGAGUAUAUCGAUCAUAUUGAAGAGAUUGUCAAGUGGAUGGGUUGGGAGCCAUUUAAGAUUACAUAUACUAGCGAUUAUUUUCAAGAGCUAUAUGAUUUAGCUGUGGAGCUGAUACGAAGAGGUCAUGCUUAUGUUGAUCAUCAGACCCCUGCUGAGAUAAAGGAGUAUAGGGAAAAGAAGAUGAAUAGUCCUUGGAGAGAUAGACCCAUUGCUGAAUCUUUGAAACUUUUUGAGGAUAUGAGGCGGGGUCUCAUUGAAGAAGGAAAAGCAACACUUCGAAUGAAGCAGGACAUGCAGAGUGAUAAUUUUAAUAUGUAUGACCUUAUUGCAUAUCGAAUCAAGUUUACUCCCCAUCCACAUGCCGGAGACAAGUGGUGUGUCUAUCCAAGUUAUGAUUAUGCUCACUGUAUCGUGGAUUCUCUUGAGAAUGUUACACAUUCGCUCUGUACCCUUGAAUUUGAGACACGACGGGCAUCAUACUACUGGUUGUUGCAUUCACUGGGCAUUUACCAACCGUAUGUCUGGGAAUAUUCACGUUUGAAUGUCAGUAACACUGUCAUGUCAAAGCGCAAGUUAAAUCGAUUAGUGACAGAAAAAUGGGUUGAUGGUUGGGAUGAUCCUCGCCUUAUGACACUAGCUGGCUUACGGCGAAGGGGUGUGACUUCAACCGCAAUAAACACGUUUGUUAGAGGAAUUGGAGUCACGAGAAGUGAUUGUAGCAUGAUACGUGUGGAUCGACUGGAGUAUCAUAUUAGAGAAGAGUUGAACAAAACAUCUCCUAGGAUGAUGGUUGUUUUACAGCCACUAAAGGUUGUUAUUACCAACUUGGAAGCUGGCACUAUAAUGUACCUCGAUGCUAGGAAAUGGCCUGAUGGGCAUGCUGAUGAUGCCUCUGCUUUCUACAAGGUUCCCUUUUCCAAUGUAGUAUAUAUCGAACAUUCUGAUUUUCGGUUGAAAGACUCAAAAGAUUACUAUGGGCUUGCUCCUGGUAAAUCUGUGCUACUCAGAUACGCUUUCCCUAUCAAGUGCACAGAUGUUAUCCUAGCUGAUGAUAAGGAAACGGUUCUUGAAAUUCGGGCUGAGUAUGAUCCUUCUAAGAAGACAAAGCCUAAGGGUGUCCUACACUGGGUUGGACAGCCUUCUCCUGGGGUUGACCCACUCAAUGUGGAAGUUAGAUUGUUUGAAAAAUUGUUCCUUUCCGAGAAUCCUGGUGAACUUGAAGACUGGCUUGCUGAUUUGAAUCCUCAAUCCAAAUUGGUUAUACCCAAUGCAUAUGCUGUAUCAUCGAUUGGAAAUGCAGCCAAUGGUGAUGGAUUUCAGUUUGAAAGGCUUGGGUAUUUUGUGGUUGACAAGGAUUCAACUCCUGAAAAACUCGUCUUUAAUCGGACAGUGACCCUGAGAGACAGCUACAAUAAGGGUGGAAAGUAGGAAAGUAAAAUGGACCGAGCCAAGCUGAAACUACUAAUUGUAUGCCCUCUUUUUUCCUUUUUUACUUCUUUUUUGUGUAUAAGAUAUUCCAAUUUGCGAGCAAAAUUUAAGAAAGCAUUCACAGUGCAGUUUUGAGUCCAUGGAAAGAAAUUUUAUUUUAUUUUUGGAUUUUCGAACUUUUUUAUUUUUAGGGGCUGUUUGGUGUGAAUAGUAAUCUUUUAAGAUUUUCAUAUUUGGUAUAAGUUUUGAUUUUUUUUUAA